This is a messenger RNA of Fusarium vanettenii 77-13-4, 1029 nucleotides long. RefSeq lists its product as uncharacterized. Gene Ontology annotation, molecular function: oxidoreductase activity. NCBI's taxonomy places the organism in Eukaryota, Fungi, Ascomycota, Sordariomycetes, Hypocreales, Nectriaceae. The record is from RefSeq and is a predicted model, not a curated record. Bases 1 to 1029 code for a protein of 342 amino acids. The transcript is spliced from 4 exons.
AUGAAGCAGUGGGUCGUCCGUUCCGACAAGCAUGAUCUCGACGGUAUGGUCUUUGUCGACGCCCCCAUUCCACAAGUUGGAGAAAAUGACGUUCUCGUCAAGCUGCACAGCGCUGCCUUGAACUACAGAGAUGUUGCCAUUCCAAAGGGGAAAUUUCUCUUCCCAUACCAGCUACCUAUCGUGCCGGCAUCUGACGGUGCCGGGGAGGUGAUUGAAGUGGGCUCGCGAGUCACCAAAUGGAAGAAGGGCGACCGAGUUGUCACGCUUUUCAAUCAAGGUCACCAGUACGGAGCUGUUGAUCCUGUUGUUGCAGCAACUGGCCUAGGUGGUACGAUUGAUGGUACCCUGCGCCAGUAUGGGGUGUUCAGCGAGAAUGGCGUUGUACGAGCUCCCGGCAACCUCAACUUUGCCGAGGCGAGCACGCUUACGGGUGCGCCCCUGACGAGCUGGAAUGCACUCUAUGGUCUUCGGCCGCUCAGGGCCGGAGAAACCGUCCUGGUUCAAGGAACGGGAGGAGUCAGCAUCUCGGCGUUGCAGCUUGCCAAAGCGGGUGGGGCAAAGGUGAUCGCAACCACGUCUGCUUCCGAAAAGGCGGAGAAACUAAAGGCACUCGGCGCCGACCAUGUGAUCAACUACAGGGAGAAUCCCGAAUGGAGUGCAAUAGCACGAAGGUUGACUCAUAACGAGUCUGGUGUUGAUCAUAUCCUCGAAGUCGGCGGCUAUGGGACUCUCGCGCAGAGUUUGAAGGCGAUCAAGUACGAGGGCAUCAUUACCCUGAUCGGCUUCUUGGGCGGCGGCUCAGGUGAAGCCCCCCCUUCUGCUUUGGAAACCUUGUCAAGCAUGUGCACCAUUCGUGCUAUCUAUGUUGGUUCGAAAGAACAAAUGGAGAAAAUGGUUGCCGCAUAUGAAAACAACGACAUUCACCCUGUUGUCGACUCCAAGUCGCUCUCUCUUGAGCAGGCAAAAGAGGCAUUUGAAUACUUGGGAGCACAGAAGCAUAUUGGGAAGGUUUGCGUGCAGAUCGAAUAG